Molecule: messenger RNA, 2968 nt
Organism: Monopterus albus (swamp eel)
Lineage: Eukaryota; Metazoa; Chordata; Actinopteri; Synbranchiformes; Synbranchidae
Gene: marchf7
Product: membrane-associated ring finger (C3HC4) 7
Exons: 11
Coding region: 261-2621 (786 amino acids)
Molecular function (GO): zinc ion binding
Source: RefSeq, a predicted model, not a curated record
AUAAAUAUGUAUCUAUAUUCUUCUCGGGGUGUAUUUAUUUAGUUGGCUCAAAUCUUUUCUGAGGAAACGCGGAUGAAUUAUGUGCAGCACGGGGACAAUGUAUCACCUGAAAGUAAUCUUGUAAACCACUCCCACCGGGUCACUGUAGCUAAAUAAACUUGGCCUCCGGUGUCAACAGUAGUCAACGAAGACGCAGGCGCUAUCGCUCCUGUUGUGCUAAAACAAGGAAGAGUGCAAUCAAAGGUUUAAGGCAAUCCGCGAUGGACUCCAGGUCUCGCAGACUUCCUUUUUGUCUGUCUGGCUCAAGGUCGUCCUACACACCCAGUCAAGCAGUCUUGUCCUCAUCACGGAGCCCCAGUAUGAGGCACAGUAGAGAGAGGGUGUUAAAUAAUGACCGCUUCCCGAGGGCAUCAUCCACUUACAAGGCAGACCUGGACCAACAGCAGGCUCAUCUUGUUAGCUCAUCCAGAGACUACAGCAGCUCUGACCGUCACGCUGCCACUUGGAAGUUGCCCACUUCUCUGACGUCCUCAAACAGAUUUAAUGAUCACCCGUCAGCUGAAUCCUCUUUAAGCAGCAGGAGCAAACUGAUUGGUUCUGAAGGGAGACUGGGGUUGCAUUCAGUUCUGUUGAAUGCCAAUGAUGAUGGCGAUUCUAAAAGGGUCAAACUGUCAUACAGCAACAGAGGACUGUACUCCAGCACCUCAGUUACAAGAUCCAGUAAUGGGCUCAGCAGAGGUACUAGUGACAAAGAAAGUGACACACGUGAUUCAUCAUGGAGCUCAUGCCGUUUACUCUCUCGGUCAUCGGCUUCAUCCUCAAAACCUCUGUUGUUCAGGAAAGAGCAGGAGACAAAGAAUGAGCCCAGUCUCCCAGGUUUAGGAGAAAGAAGAGUUAGGAGUCAACCACUGGCUUCCUCAUUGUAUCAGGCAGACAGGGUGGCCUCCACGUAUGCACAGGGAGCUCGGCCUAAAGAAACUACCUACACUUCCUCCUCUGCUAGAGAAAGCUCUCGAAAUCGCCACGUCUCAUCUUCUACCUCCCACCGAUCUCCUCUGGUGCACGAUUUUGGCAAUAGAACCACAGCCUGUUUCUCAAAUGGCUCAUCCACUCGCCACUCAUCUCAGGAACAAACAGGACAUCUGGAAUCCUCCUCAGAUAGCGCCUCAUCUUACUCUUCCCGUACCCCUUGGUAUACUGCUCACCUGGCCAGACCAGAGGCUACACACCCAAGACCAGACCCUGAAGUUAGAGAGUCACAGCAUCGUCAAAACUCACGACGCCUUUUGUCCCAUUUCCUGUCACGGUGCUCCAGCCAGGACUCUUCUAGUGGAUCCUCCAGUGUUCGCUCCCUUGACGAUGAGAGUCCAUCUACUAGCAGCGAGUCUGUGGACAGUGACGAGGGAGCCAGGAUGCCAUAUGUGGACCCUGAUGUUGGAAGGUCAGAGACAACCUUGGGUAGCCUGAGAAAUCUUAGAGCAGGCCACACCCCUAGCCAGGAUGUCAGCAGCCAUGGCUAUCAUAGUGGUGGUCUGACUCGUACAAGAAUGCCAUUGUGGAGAGAGGCUGGCACCAGCAGGAGAAAUAACACCAGCAGCGGAGGUGGCAGCAGUGCCUCCUGGCUUUCUCCCUCCCUCCGUGGCCUCUACCCUCCCGUCCUCUCUCGCCUCCGAAGACAUGCUAGGGACACGAGUGCACACUCAGCUACAGGCUCACAAGAAGAUUACAGCCAUCCACAGCAUUUCCUGAGAAGGUGGGAUGAUCCGGAGUACAAAGUAUCACAGGAGGAGGAGGAGGAGGAGGAAGAUGAUGAUGAGGAUGAGGAAGAAGAAGAGGAAGGAGCAGUUGGUCUAGAGGCCCUUGGAGCAGGUCGUCCACAUCAACUUGAGAACGAAACCUUACCUGAGCUCGAGGAUGCGUCCAUCCAAUUUUCACCACGUCACAGAGUUGCAGUAUAUGAGAACACUUCGGUUCCUGUGGGUCUGUUGAGCGGUGUUGGGAGCCAGUUGGAGGACCAGAAAGAUAAGCCCACUUUCAGUAGGGAUGAAGAGAAGCUGCGCAAGAUCAAGGAGAGACUGCUUUUGGAGGACUCUGACGAGGAAGAAGGCGACCUGUGCCGAAUCUGCCAAAUGAGGGAGGAAUCGGCGUCCAACCCCCUGAUUCAGCCUUGCCGCUGUGCAGGCAGUCUGCAGUAUGUCCACCAGGAAUGCAUCAAGAGGUGGCUCCGUUCCAAAAUCGGCUCAGGCACAAACCUUGAGGCUAUCACAACAUGUGAGCUCUGCAAGGAGAAGCUACGCCUGAACAUAGACAACUUUGACAUUCAGGAGUUGUACAGGAUGCAUGUGCAAUCGGAAUAUGACGAGUUCAUCAGCAGUGGCCUCUAUCUCGUAGUGUUGCUACAUUUCUGUGAGCAGAGGUUCUCCGAUGUUUUGGGAGCUGUCGAUGGAGCCGGGUUAUUCAACCUGGUGAGAAUUCUUCAUGACCACAUGGACAAUCUGGAAAAUCCCCAUGGAGAAAGUGAUGAGGAGGUUCAAGACAACAGACCUUCUAUUGAGUUUUCUGACCUGGACGACGAUCUUGAAGAAGAGUACGAAUUGUGUGAAAGUGGAACGAGGGACUGAAGUUAUGGGGCUACUCUAUGCCAUGUAGCAGCUCAUCCAGUUUUCACAUAUGCUUUGAAAUGUAACAGCAGUGAGAAACGCCAAGCACAGAGAACAUCUCGCCUUUGCUGCUGGUGGCUUUUGCAGAUAUGCAAACUUGAAAUGAGCAAGUGCAUACAAUAUUUAGUUUAACAGCACUGUAUUUGUUUCUAUGAGUGCACUUUAUUUACUUAUGUUUUAAUAAAAAUGCAAGUCUCUAACCGUUAUACCACAAGUGCUUUGAAAUAAGGCACCGUGAGAAGUGAGUUCAACUUAAGUUGUGAUGGUAAGUGAAUGUUUCCAGAAGAGAAUAUAAAAAGUGAUUUCUU